This is a messenger RNA of Phaeodactylum tricornutum CCAP 1055/1, 1588 nucleotides long. RefSeq lists its product with no specific name. NCBI's taxonomy places the organism in Eukaryota, Bacillariophyta, Bacillariophyceae, Surirellales, Neidiaceae. Gene Ontology annotation, molecular function: endopeptidase inhibitor activity; proteasome binding. The transcript has a single exon. Bases 122 to 1588 code for a protein of 488 amino acids. The record is from RefSeq and is a predicted model, not a curated record. Gene Ontology annotation, biological process: proteasome-mediated ubiquitin-dependent protein catabolic process.
GACGUCUGAUUCGGUCUACGUUUGAAGCUUGCCGAACAACACACAUUCUCACGAACGAAAAGCUCACAGUCAGUCUCUCCUGCAGCCAUUGCUUACUACUUGGGAUACUACAACGUUCACAAUGUCAACGAGCAAAAAGCCCAAGUUGAGCGACGAGUUUGAAGCCGUCAAACAGUAUCUCCUGGCUUGUACGGUAGUUCCCAAGGAACACCCCGCCAUUCAAGCAGCCCUGCAUGGCAUGGAUCAAGAGAUCAAACGCCAAGAACGUGACUGGAAGCUUCGUCAAAAGUUUACGAGAGAACGGGAAGAACCCGUUACUAUAGAAAAGAUAAAUCUACCCCCCGUAGACGCCGCCGCACCCAACUUAAGUUCAUCUGCCGCUACGACUAAAGCUUCUGGCGGAAGAGUCAAACGCGGCAGUCCCACAAUGAUAGGUGCUUUGCCGGAUGACUGGCAUGAUGUGUCGGAAGAUCAACACGACUCGCCUUUGAAAGACUAUACUUCCAACGAAGAGACGGACGUAACAGGUUUGAGCUUUUUGGGGAAGCAACUCGCCAAAGAUGCGGUGUCCCUGAUGGCACUGCAUCAGACGAAGACUAGGUCUCCUGUUGCCGCUAUUGCGUUGGGCUUACACGCCGCAAUGCUGAGCGAUCCUUUGGUAUUUGUAUGCACGGGGGUUCCUGAACUUUCUCCACCGACCGUUUUUAGUAAGGGUUUUGCGGCUCCGAUUAGAGAACUUUCGCAGGAUCAGUUCCUUCCCACGGACUGGGAUAAAUCGGAAAAACUGGUUUUGCUUCGUUACCGCAAGCAAAGUACAGGGUCACUGAUCCUUCGUGUGGAAAAGCUGAGCAGUGAAGGGUCCUUGAAAGAUGUCACGAUUGAAAUAUCCUUGUAUCCUACGAGUACUCCCGAGCCACCGAGCAGUUCCUUGAUAUUUUCCUUGGCGGAUCAUUUGAAUAUAGAUUCAUGGUCGCGAGCCUUGCGACAAGAAUCGUCCGUGGCUCCGGCACUGCACUACAAAGCGCUCGGAACAUUGCUAUCACGAUUUGCGCAUACCUUUGAUCUAGGGUCCGUUGGUGACGAUGCCAGUGAACUCAACAUGCCGUACGUCGACACUACGAUCCGACAGCAGCAACAACAACCACAGAAUUUCAGAAUUGCUGGUGAAUCGCGAUUGGAUCCACCCGCUCGUCCAGCCUAUGUAGACAACCAACCUUGGGACCAUGACAGAACGCCGACCAUUGAAGACUCAUUUCCAGGCAAUUAUUCACGGCGGGGUGAUUUUUCCGGUGAUUUGAUGCCGGGUGGUAUUACUGGGCCAAACUUUGGGCGCAUUGAUCCCAGUCAAGGGGGGUCUCUAAUGGGACCAAACCAUCCUGUCUUUAACGGUGGGAUCGGCGGUGUUGGGCCUAACUCGGGCUUUGGCAUGCGACCGCGCUUCGAUCCGUUUGGUCCUCCGGGAGGUCCCACCGAUCCGGAACAAGGUGUACCCGACGGACAACAGCGCAGACGUCCAGGUGGCUCCGGCAAUCCCAAUCCAGAUCAUUUGCGACCGCCCAACAAUUUGAACAACAACAUGUUUAUGUAA